AAAGGAAGGGGAAGUUAUUAUAAAGACUGUGGUGGACUGACAUGAUCAUUCACACUUGAUGUUUUGUUCUUUGUUUGCAGUUUUCGUUAUGAUAAAAAUCUACAUUUACUCUUGUCUUCUUUCAGCUCUGACUCUUGUGGAGAUGCAGACUCUCAACAUAAUUGGUCAUGUUGGAAAACGUGUGUCAUUCGUUUGCUCAGACUGGAACGCUUGGACCAAUGUAAAAUCUAAUGUUAAGUAUCUUUGUAUAAGUCCAUGUAAAGCAGACAAACACAUCAUCAUCAAAGCAGAAUCUGGAAGGACUAAACGCAAAGACAGAAUAGAGUUAAUUAACAGAGGACAAGAUUUGUUUGUUAGCAUAACUCAUCUCCAAAUGUCAGACUCCAAAAAAUAUUUCUGUGGAGUGGAGAGAACUGGCCCUGAUUUACUUAGAGAGGUGAAUCUUAAAGUUACAGAUGGUCCCAGAACAACUGUUAAAACAGUCACUGUUGACUCUACUGUGUCAUUUACUGAUAUGAGCAGCUCGACUAUGUCUUCAGGCAGCUCAGAUAUUCUUACUGACACGUUUGUGUCAUACACCACCCUUAGUAGAACAACACUAGCUACAACAACAGCACCUGGAAGUGUACCAUAUUUGAUAAUAGGUUUCAUUGUCAUGAUAAUCAUACUGAUGGCCCUACUGAAGAUUAUGAUGAAGAUGAAGAAACAAGAAAUGUCAGGUGCUGACUGGCCACAGGAAGAAACAGGGGGGGAUGUGGAGUAUGAUGAAAUCAGAACUGAAGACUUCCAAACUGAGAGCCCACUUGUAGCUGUCACUACUGUCCACUUCUCUCCCGAUACUGAUCCUGACAGUCUCUAUGCUAAUUGUUCCUACCACCAAGACACUGAAUUAGCAGCUGAGUGGGGCAAGUAUUCAAAAGAUAUUUCUUUAAACUCAUCUUACAGUUCUGAGGUCAAUCCCAGAGGGGCAUGUGGAGAGAGCAGUUUCACAGAUCCUCAGAGUGACUUGGUGUACUCUGUUGCUCAGCUACCCAAACAGCCAACUGAACCCACUGCAAACUCUGAACUAAAUCAAUAUGAAAGCAUUGAAAAUGACUCUGUCUAUUUCCUAGCUCAGAAAUCACAGGUAACCUGAAAGUGGCUACUGUGAUCAAAAGAGAUUUUUAAAAAAGGGAACUUUUUCUAUCAACUAUGAUUUGUUCAAAUGUAAAUAUAAUGAUAUAAUGUAUAUAAAAUUAAAUAAUAAUCACAUAUGAAUUCCAAACAUCACAAAUAAAUACCUAAUAAAAAAAACCCAACAUUUACCAUAACUCAAACCCAAUUAUAACCUUUAACUUUAAAUAAAGUCUUAUCCUUCAAACAGUCCUUUGAAGUAGUGAGGACUGCCCAAAAUGUCUUCACUAUGCAGACAUUUUCUCACCCUGGUUUUCAAACUCAAAUUGAUUUUCACAAAGAUAGCAAUUUAAGUUUACACACACAAGAAAAAUAAUUUUGACAGAUGAUGGGUCAACAGGAAAUUGAUGUGGUCCAAUGUUGUGGUGUAACUGACCUUGUUAUCUUUGAUGUAGCAGCUAUGAUACUUCCUCUAGAUCUGAACACACUGAAGAGGAUUCACUUACCAAAAACCUGUUCCUGAACCCAAACCAAAACCUGUUCAAGUUUAAAGUUAUUUAUGUCUUUUUAUGAACUUUUACGUGAGUUGGCCUUUUAGUAAACUGGUGUCCUUUUAUUUGACCAUUUACUACAUUCUGAUACGGUAUAUUUAUUUUAGCAAGUUCACUUUGAGAAAUGGAACUUUGUAUUAUGUGACGCUGGCCAGGUGUUGUGCUCUAUUAAUGUUAACUAAUUUGUUAAUUUCCAGGAUCUUGCAUUAAUGUCAAUAUUACCCAUGGGAUAAUUAAAAGUAGUACUUUGUAUUUAAUACCUCUGUAUGAAGUGUGAUAUGCAAACACUUAUUACAUAACUGAUUCAUAGAAUUGUGAGGUUUAUUUUUGUAUUGGAUUAAAAUUUUGUUUUAGUGUAACUUUG
Lates calcarifer (barramundi perch) is the source of this 2028-nucleotide messenger RNA. RefSeq lists its product as uncharacterized. The record is from RefSeq and is a predicted model, not a curated record. The coding region runs from base 59 to 1135 and encodes 358 amino acids. NCBI's taxonomy places the organism in Eukaryota, Metazoa, Chordata, Actinopteri, Centropomidae. The transcript is spliced from 6 exons.